Micropterus salmoides (largemouth bass) is the source of this 4752-nucleotide messenger RNA. RefSeq names its product extracellular matrix protein FRAS1-like. Gene Ontology annotation, biological process: cell communication. The annotation marks the transcript as partial. Gene Ontology annotation, cellular component: membrane. The transcript is spliced from 26 exons. The record is from RefSeq and is a predicted model, not a curated record. NCBI's taxonomy places the organism in Eukaryota, Metazoa, Chordata, Actinopteri, Centrarchiformes, Centrarchidae.
GGAAGAGGAAUCAAAUAUUUCUUGUUGAUUGUUUCAACUCGUCUAACAACUAUUGGUCUUCUCGCUCCAGGCACCAGAAUCAGCACGUUCACCCAGGCCGAUCUGGCAUCGCGCAGCAUCCAGUACGCCCACACCAGUGAAGAAGAGAAGCAUGCCGACCAAUUCUCCUUCACCGUGUCCGACGGGACAAAUGAGGUUGCCCAGACGUUCUACAUUACCAUCAAGCCAGUGGACGACUCCCUGCCUCUGCUCCAGGUUCCUGGUAUGAGGGUCCAGGAAGGAGUGAGGAAGACCAUCACCGAAUUUGAGCUGAAAGCCACAGAUGCAGACACUGAAGCGGAGUCCAUUGUCUUCACUGUCGUCCAGGCUCCACGUCACGGCACCAUAGAGCGCACGGGCAAUGGCCAACAUUACCGGCAGACCAGCAGUUUCACCAUGGAUGACAUCUACCAGAACCGCAUCAGCUACAACCACGACGGCUCCAACUCGCUCAAAGACCGCUUCACCUUCACUGUGGCUGAUGGCACCAACCUGCUGUUCAUGGUGGAAGAGGGCAGCAAGGAGAUAGUGACGGCUGCACCACAGAAGUUCAAGAUCGAUAUUCUGCCAGUUGACGAUGGCACUCCGCGUAUCGUCAGCAACCUGGGACUGCAGUGGCUGGAGUACAUGGAAAACAAGGCUACCAACCUGAUCACCAAGAAGGAGCUGCUGACUAUGGAUCCAGACACAGAUGAUGGACAGUUGGUUUACGAAAUCACCACAGAGCCAAAGCACGGCUUCCUGGAGAGUAAGCUGAAACCUGGAAACCCCAUCACCACCUUCACACAAGCUGAUGUAAACUUGGGUCUGAUCCGCUACGUGCUGCAUCAGAAGAACGUUCAGGAAACCAUGGACAACUUCAAGUUCCUGGUCAAAGACAGCAAACCAAACGUGGUCAGCGACAACGUCUUCCACAUCCAGUGGUCACUCAUCAGCUUUGAGCACAAAAGCUACAAUGUGAGUGAGAAGGCCGGCACGGUGGCUGUGACGGUGAAACGAACAGGUAACCUCAACCAGUACGCCAUCGUUCUCUGCCGCACCGAGCAGGGCAGCGGCACCUCCACCAGCAGCGUCGGAUCUCGUCCGGGCCAGCAGGACUAUGUGGAAUAUGCUGGACAGGUACAGUUUGAUGAGCGCGAGGACACCAAAGUGUGCACCAUAGUGAUUAACGAUGACAAGGUGUUUGAGGGAACUGAAAGCUUCCACGUGGAGCUGAGCAUGCCUGUGUAUGCGCUGCUGGGCGGAAACACGCGUGCCAUCGUCAACAUCAACGACACAGAGGACGAACCAACUCUGCAGUUUGAUAAAAAGACCUACCACGUCAACGAGAGCACUGGCUUCAUCCACGUACCCAUCGAGAGAAAAGGUGACACCUCCAGCACCGUGUCUGCUCUCUGCUACACCGUGGGCAAGUCAGCUCAGGGCAGCAGCCUCCACGCUCUGGAGUCCGGCUCCGACUACAAGAGCCGCGGCAUGACCAAUGACAACCGCGUCAUCUUUGGCCCCGGCAUCAGCAUGUCCACCUGUGACGUUAAGCUCAUCGACGACAGCGAGUAUGAGCUGUCUGAGGAGUUUGAGCUGGUGCUUUCAGACGCCUCGGAUAAUGCCCGUAUGGGGGACGUGACGCUGGCCAAGGUCGUCAUCGAUGGACCCAACGAUGCUUCGAUGGUUUCUCUUGGGAACGCCACCUUUACUUUCAGUGAAGAUGCUGGCACAAUUGAAAUACCAGUGCUGCGCCAUGGCAGUGACCUGUCCUCUGUGACUUCUGUAUGGUGUGCCACCCGACCUUCAGAUCCCCCCUCAGCCAGCCCGGGGGUCGACUACAUCCCCAGCUCCAAGAAGGUGGAGUUCAAACCUGGAAAAACUGAGGAGACCUGCAGUUUGACCAUAAUGGACGACAUCCAGAACCCGUCCAUCGAAGGAUCUGAGUCUUUUGUGGUAUUCCUCAGUUCCCCGCAAGGUGCUGUCCUCCAAGAGCCCUAUGAAGCCAACGUUGUCAUCACUGACACCUUCCAGGACAUUCCCAGCAUGCAGUUUGAGAAGAGCGCCUACAUUGUGAAGGAGAAAGACAGUGUCCUGCACAUCCCCAUCAUCCGUACAGGUGACCUGUCCUUCAAGUCAUCAGUGCGGUGUUUCACUCGGACCAUGUCGGCCAUGGUGAUGGACGACUUUGAGGAGAGGAAGAAUGCUGAUGAGUCACGCAUCACUUUCCUCAAAGGAGAGAAGGUAAAAAACUGCACCGUUCACAUCAAUGAUGACUCUGUUUUUGAGCCCGAAGAGGAGUUCCAGGUGCAUCUUGGGACACCGCUUGGUGACCACUGGAGUGGCGCCAUGGUGGGCGCUAGUGACAUUGUCACUAUCACUAUCACCAACGAUGAAGAUGCUCCAACCAUUGAGUUUGAGCAGGCGUCCUACCAGGUGAGAGAGCCACCUGGUCCAGAUGGCAUUGAGGUGCUUGACAUAAAGGUGAUCCGUCGGGGGGAUCUGGACCGGACCUCCAAGAUCCGCUGCAGCACCCGGGACGGAUCGGCCCAGUCUGGAGUGGACUACAAUCCCAAGAGCCGAGUGCUUAAAUUCACCCCUGGGAUGGACCAUUUCCUGUUCAAGGUGGAGAUUCUGUCCAAUGAGGACAGGGAGUGGCACGAGUCCUUCUCAUUGGUCCUCGGACCUGACGACCCUGUGGAGGCGGUACUCGGGGAGAUCACUAUGGCCACAGUGACCAUUCUGGACCAGGAGGCUUCAGGCAGCCUCAUCCUCCCUGCCACGCCUAUUGUGGUGUCUCUCGCCGACUAUGAUCAUGUCCAGGAGGUGACAAAGGAAGGCAGUAAGAAGACGCCCUCUCCAGGUUACCCUCUGGUGUGUGUCACCCCCUGUGACCCUCACUACCCCAAGUACUCUGUGAUGAAGGAGCGCUGUGAGGAGGCAGGCAUCAACCAGACCCAAGUUCACUUCUCCUGGGAAGUGGCGGCACCCACCGACACCAGCGGCGCUCGGUCCCCCUUUGAGACAGUCACAGACACCACGCCGUAUACCAGCGUCAACCACAUGGUCCUGGACAGUAUUUAUUUCAGCCGUCGCUUCCACGUUCGCUGCGUUGCUCAGGCCAGGGAUAAGGCUGGUCACCUUGGAACGCCGCUGAGAAGCAACAUCGCCACCAUCGGCACAGAGGGCUCCAUCUGCCACACGCCGGUUACCACGGGAACCGCCAGAGGCUUCCAGGCUCAGUCCUUCAUCGCCACACUCAAAUACCUGGACGUCAAGCACAAGGAACACCCCAACCGUAUCCAUAUUUCAGUGCAGAUCCCCCAUCAGGACGGCAUGCUCCCCCUGGUGUCCACCAUGCCGCUGUACAACCUGCAUUUCCUCCUGUCAGAGUCCAUCUAUAGGCAGCAACACGUCUGCUCCAACCUUGUUACCCUCAAAGACCUACAGGGUCUUUCCGAGACAGGUUUCCUGGACGAUGUGUCCUACGACAGCAUCUCUCUGGGGCCGGGUUAUGACCGCCCCUAUCAGUUCAACCCAAACGUCCGCGAGGCCAAGAGCAUCCAGCUCUACAAGCACCUCAACCUCAAGAGCUGCAUCUGGACCUUUGAUGCUUACUACGACAUGACCGAGCUCAUCGACGUCUGCGGGGGCUCAGUCACCGCUGAUUUCCAGGUUCGGGACUCUGCCCAGUCCUUCCUGACGGUGCAGGUACCUCUCUAUGUGUCGUACAUCUACGUGACGGCACCGAGAGGCUGGGCCUCUCUGGAGCAUCACACCGAGAUGGAGUUCUCUUUCUUCUACGACACCGUACUCUGGAGGACAGGUAUCCAGACUGACAGCGUCCUCUCAGCCAGACUGCAGAUCAUCAGGAUCUACAUCAGAGAAGACGGACGACUGGUGAUUGAGUUCAAAACUCAUGCAAAAUUCAGAGGUCAGUUUGUCCUUGAACACCACACUCUGCCGGGCCACAAGUCCCACCUGAUGGCGCCCGACCACCUCGGAGGCAUCGAGUUUGACAUACAGCUGCUGUGGAGCGCUCAAACCUUUGACUCACCAUACCAGCUGUGGAGAGCCACCAGCUCCUACAGCAGGAAGGACUAUUCUGGGGAGUACACAGUCUUCUUGAUCCCCUGCACUGUCCAGCCCACUCAGCCCUGGAUCGACCCCGGUGACAAACCUCUGUCCUGCACGGCUCACGCUCCAGAGAAGUUUCUGGUGCCGAUCGCCUUCCAGCAGACCAACCGGCCUGUUCCUGUGGUUUACUCCCUCAACACGGAGUUCCAGUUGUGUAACAAUGAGAAGGUGUUCAUGAUGGACCCGGCUACCGCUGAUGUGUCUAUGGCUGAGAUGGACUACAAGGGAGCAUUCUCCAUGGGUCAAACUCUGUAUGGCAGAGUAUUGUGGAACCCUGAGCAGAACCUGAACGCAGCCUACAAACUGCAGCUGGAGAAGGUUUACCUCUGCACUGGCAGGGACGGAUAUGUUCCCUUCUUUGACCCCACAGGAACGCUGUACAACGAGGGGCCACAGUACGGCUGCAUCCAGCCCAACAAGCACCUGAAGCAUCGCUUCCUACUGCUGGAUCGUAAACAGCCAGACGUUUGUGACAAAUUUUUCCAUGAUGUUCCCUUCGAGGCUCACUUAGCGUCAGAUAUCCCAGAGCUGCAGUCCAUGACAGCCAUGCCGGGCGUCGACGGCUUUACAAUGAAGGUUGAUGCUCUCUACAAG